AUGAGAAUAUGCAAACAAAUCGACCCAGUGAUCGACAUCGUGAUAAUUGGAUUCGGCUUGAGAAGCAAGCUUUUUGUAGAGAAAUUCCUGAGAAAAAAUGAGUUGAAAGGUAUUAAUAUAAUAGUAAUAUGUAAAGACAGUUUUGUAUUUCUAGAUAGGUACGUCCAAUGUGAGGAAGUGUGCAGGGAUAAGUACUUAGAUAUAUACAAUUAUUGUAAGGAGAGAAAUAUACUUUUUAUUAACGAAAAGGUUUAUUCUGUGAAUACAAAAAUUAGGAAUAUAGUUUUUGCUUCUGAUAGGAAUAAUUUAAAUUAUGAUUUUUUAUUAUGUGAUUUUGAUUAUAAAAGUUCUGACCUACUUAGCACUGACAUGUCUCAUAUGAACAUAUAUCCCUUCAGAAAUAAAAAUUUGUUUUUUUAUUAUGUGCAUGUUAUAUAUCUAUCUCUAAUAAAAUCAACCAAUAAAAAAGCAAAAAAAACAAGCAUUCAUUUAUACUAUCAGUGUAAAAAUACCAUUUUACAAAAUAUAUGUGUGAAGAAAUUUUUUAAUUUCUUUUCUUAUAAUGAUAAAUAUGUAGAUGACAUUUUUAAUACAUACAAAAAUGUGUAUUCAGAUUGUUAUAACACAAAUGAUGACGAUCAUCAUGGUGAUGGAAUUGACUUAGAUGAGGACGCAUCAGAAAUAGGAAAAACUGAACUUUUUACUUCCACCACUCAUCCCUCAUUUUUUCUGAAUGCACAUAUGAAAGGAAAACACACUGACAAAGAAAGAACUCUUCAAUUUUUGUUAAUCACUGACAAUAACGAAAUUGGAAAAUGCUUAUAUUCAGAGAUGCAAAAACAGCUGAUCAAAAUAAAUGCACAUGUAAAUUUUCUUUACGUUUAUGUAACUUCUUCAAAAGGUGAAAAAAUAGAUUUUUUCUGGAAAGACUACUUAAUAGUUAAGGAAGUGAAAGGGAUAAAAGCAGAAGGAGAAAAUAAAGAAAUAAAGUUUACAGAUAUUUGUGAUAAAGAAAUUUCGAUGAUAUAUGAUGAAUGUAUAAAUAUAACAAAUUUAAGAUUCCCGACAUAUAUAUCCUUACUUGGCCAUAAAUGUCCAAAUGAAGAACUCGUAAAUUCCUUUUGUCAAUAUGUAUCAGAUGAUUACCUUUAUUUACUCAAUCAAGUAAAUAACUACGAUGACUAUACAGUAUGCGAAACUGUUUAUUUAAAUAUAUAUAAUCAUAUGUAUAGGAAGAAAUACAUUAGCAUAGAACAAGUCAAUAAAUAUACACGACUCAAUGAUGCAAAUGAAGUUAAUGUAUCUUAUCUGUUACCUCCAACAUCCAACCCAUUUAACGUUAUUCUAAAUUAUUCCUAUCUGACAAUAUUAUAUAUUAUUAAAAAGAGCUAUUCUUACAUAUCUAACAACAGAUUUUUAUACAAUAAGAUACUUCUCCUAAUACAUAAAAAAAGAGAAAUUCAAAAAUAUAGGAAUUCGUACAAGACGAACAGUGGUAAGGGAAAUCCCUGCUCCACGACGAGAAACCUUUAUCUGUCUAUCUUCAGAGGAAUCACAGCUUGUUUUGAUGCCAUAAAAAGUAGUUUUAUUUCACAAGGUGAGACGAAUAACACUUCAAUUUGUACACAAAAGGAGACUCAUAGAAAUGAUGCUGCAUCUGCUUCCAAUUGCAGCGAAAGUAGUAGCACGAUAGCUAGCAGAAGCGGGAGUAACGACAAAAGCAGCAUCAUAAGUGGAAGGGGGAGAAACAGUGGGAAAGAGGAACUAGUCAUUGAUAAACAUUGCGGAUCAGGAAUGAGUAGCGGAACGAAGACUAGAACCUCCAUUCUACCAGAAUACAUGUACAAUGCGUACCAGAAGGAAUAUGAAAACAGAUUAAUUGUUAAGAAAAAAACAACUUAUCGAAUAGUUGAAGAAACUGAGUCAAACGGAAGAAGGAUGUCCAUAUAUGUUAAACAUAAGAGCAGAGAAAAAAAGGAUUCUCAAAGAUGUGCUAACCUGAAAAAGGUAAAUUUAUACAUAAAAGAAAGCAUAGAUAAAAUAAUUAACAGAAAUACAUGUGGAGGGUGUGGAUCAAAAGUUCCAUCUAACGUUCUUUCAAAUUCGUUAAAAGGAUUAGAUUUAUACAAUUCACCAAAUGUAUAUUUAGGCGUUGAAGGCUGUGAUGAUUGUUGUGUAUUUGUACAUAGUAAAUCGAAAAAGGGAGAAGAGAGUCCUGCACUUGUUCAGACAAUUGACUUUUUUAAAUCUUUCAUUGACGAUGAAUAUAUAUUAGGAGAAGUAAUUGCUAUUCAUUCUUUAUCAGAUGUAUACAGCAUGGGAGGUACUGCUAUUUGUGCACUAUGUGUGCUAAUUGUGAAGGAUAAUAUUGAGAAGAAAUUACAGCAGAGGCUGCAAAAUAUUUUAACGGGAUGUUGUCAAAAAUUGAAAGAGGAGAAAUGUGUCUUGAGUGGGGGGCAUACAUGUGCAGGGAAUGAUAAUUAUGUCGGAUUGGCUGUCACAGGCAAGGUGAAAAAAAGACAUAUGAAGCUGAGUGAGCCUGCCAAGAUGGAGGAAAAAAGCGAUAGCGAAAAAGGAGGAAGCGAAAAAGAAGGAAGCGAAAAAGGAAGCAGCCAAAAACUGUGUGCACAAGCAGAGGGAGCAGAGAAUGACCAAACAUAUUACACAUCCAUGGAUGAGGUACAAGUAAGCAAAGAACAGAAAGACUUAUUUAAGCGACAAGAAAUGCUGAGAGAGAACUACUUGUUACUACCGAAAGGAAGCAGAAAUGUAAAAGCUGGUGAUAUAAUAAUUACUACUAAAAUGUUUGGAUUUGGUUUCAUCAUGGCUGCGCACAUAUGUAAAAAGGCCAAAGCUAGGUGGAUUUACAGCUGCCUUGAUGAAAUGCUGAUUUCAAAUAGGAAAAGUGGAUUAUAUUUUUUGAAGAAUAAUGCAAAAGCUUGUACGGAUGUAACUGGGUUUGGAGUGUUAGGACAUUUGAACGAAAUGAUAAAAUGUUCGAGAAGAGAAAUUUAUUUUACAACUAAAAUGAGGAACAUGUCAAUAUAUCGCCCAUGUAACGAGCAGGAUGUAUUACACCCAGAUGUGUUAGAAGUGAAAGACAAUGUGUAUACCCAACUUGACAAAGCAGAGGAAACCAUGAAUCUUAUCGGAGCCAAGAUAAAUCUGAAGAACUUCAAAAUUGCUGAAGGAGUUCAAGAGUGCAUUGCAAAUAAUAUAUUUUCAUCCAUGUAUAAGAAAAAUCAUUAUUUGUGUAAUAACAUUAUAAACUUAGAGGAAGUCUCAUUAAAUGAAAGGUAUGGAAUUAUGUUCGACCCUCAGACAAGUGGGGGAUUGAUGGCCAUUGUGGAAAGGGAAAAGGCAAAUAAAAUUUUAAUGGAUUUAAAAAAUAUGGGAUAUCCAAAUUGUUCAGUAAUAGGAGAAAUAAUAAAUGUGCAGUACGAUAAAUUUAAAAAUAUGUCUAUAAGUAACAUUCCCUUGAAUGAUUAUUUGGAUACAACAGAUUCGAUAUAUGUCGAAUACUAA
Molecule: messenger RNA, 3525 nt
Organism: Plasmodium gonderi
Lineage: Eukaryota; Apicomplexa; Aconoidasida; Haemosporida; Plasmodiidae
Product: selenophosphate synthetase
Exons: 1
Coding region: 1-3525 (1174 amino acids)
Biological process (GO): L-selenocysteine biosynthetic process
Cellular component (GO): cytoplasm
Molecular function (GO): ATP binding; selenide, water dikinase activity
Source: RefSeq, a predicted model, not a curated record